This is a messenger RNA of Ruditapes philippinarum (Manila clam), 4336 nucleotides long. Its product is annotated as trichohyalin-like. The record is from RefSeq and is a predicted model, not a curated record. Lineage: Eukaryota; Metazoa; Mollusca; Bivalvia; Venerida; Veneridae. The coding region runs from base 215 to 4336 and encodes 1373 amino acids. The transcript is spliced from 8 exons.
UUCUUAAAUGUAGUAUUUAAUUGCAAAAACUGUCAUACUGCGACAAGAUGGGUGGAAUAAACAAUUUUUCGGUAUUUGUUUAUUAGUUUCCAUGACUGAAGUAAAAUAAAUAAAUAAAAUUGGCGGGCACUAAAACUAAAAUGCGUCUCCUCAUAUUUUCGAGUGUUUCAGAUAUUCAUGAAAAGGAAUAAUUAAAUAAAACGUUUUUUUUAUAAUGACUGAUUGCACCACUUCACCCCCGGUAGUAAAACAUGGCUAUGUCUCGUACGAUAAUCUGGGUGCAGGUGCAAGUUCACCUUGGGCAGAAGAUAUCGAAGUGAUAUACAAGUGUUAUAAAUAUUAUGGGCUCGUAGACAACUAUAAACAAAAAUGCUCCGGUGCUAAAUGGAUUGGCACUUUGCCAAAAUGUGAAUAUCAUAUAUGGACUGAAGUCGUGUUUUGGGUGGUGUUGGCUUUGCUCAUCCUCUUGUUAUUGCUGCUACUGGCUCUAAUCAUCUUCGUCUGCUGUUAUUUCUGUAGAUGCUGUAAGAGAUGUGGGAAAGGUAGAGGAGAUCGUGACGAUGAUGUUGAACGUGGAAGGAGAAAGAAACGUCGAAGUAAGGACAGCUCUCCUAGAGGUAAGCGAGAUGACAGAAACGACGAUUCGGAUAGCCAAUGUUGUGUGUGCUGUGGUCCUAGUCAAAGCGAAGAUAAACGGGGGAAAAAGAGGUCAAGGUCAAGAUCACCACAGAGACAUCGCUCCCGAUCUCCUAGCAGAGGUGAAAGUAAAGUGAUAGCAGGAAGAAAGAGUUCAAGGUCUCCUUCAAAAGAAAGAAAAAAGGACAAAUCCGAUGAUCAAUGUUGUGUGUGUUGUGGCCCUCGCCAAAAGAAGGAUCAACACGAGAGAGAAAGGUCAAGGUCACCCCAGAGACAUCGUUCCCGAUCUCCUGCCAGAGGAGAAAGUGGUGUGACAGGUAAAGAGGAGAAAGAUAAGUCAUCAUGUAGCGCUUGUUGCUAUGGUUCAAGUGACACUAAAACUAAAAACAAAAGAAAGUCUCGUGCGGAUUCCCCUAAACGAGAUAAAUCUCCAACAAGAGGCAGAUCGAGAUCGCCAAAAGAACAUUCGUCAAACGUUAGGGAUGAUAAAGAAGACUCUAAUGCUGGGUGCAGUGCUUGUUGCUCAGGAUCUAAAACAAAGAAAACAAAGCAGCCUCGAUCUAGAUCCCAGACAGGAGAUGAUGAAAAUGCCAAACAUAAGGAGAAUAAAUCUCAGUCCGGAUGUUCAUCCUGCUGCUAUGGUUCUACCCCAAAGGAGGAGAAGCAAAGCAAACAUCGGGAGAGAUCACCAAAAGAAGAAAGACAAAAUAAUAAAGAUGAUGAUACACAAUCUGGUUGCUGCACGUGUUGCUUUGGGACGAAGAAAAAGAAAACUGAUGACCGAGAUGAAAUUCCUUCUAAGCCACCGAAAAAGGAGAAUGAAAAUGAAAAUUAUAAGAAAUCUAAAACAAAGGAUACCACGCCAAAAAUAAAUAAAAAUAAACCUGAAUAUCAAAUUGAGAUGGAAGAUAAGAAACAACCAAAGGCUAAGGAAAUCAAGAAACAGGAAACAAAAUCGUUUGCAAAGAAUAAUCCGGAUGAAUCACUUGUAGAAGAAGAGAUUAAACGCAUGCAAGAUGAACAAGAAAGGAAAGAGCAAGAGCGUGAAAGACGAAGACAAAAACAGGCAGAGGAGGAACGUGAGAGAGAAAUAUUGCGUCAACAAAAAGAAGAAGCUAAAGAAAGAAAACGACAACAAAAACAGGCAGAGGAGGAACAUGAGAGAGAAAUAUUGCGUCAGCAAAAAGAAGAAGCUAACGAAAGAAAACGACAGAAACAGCUAGAAAAUGAAAGAAAGAAAGAACAAGAAGAAUUAGAGAAAAAACGUGAACGGGAAAUUCAACGUCAACAACAGAGAGAGUUGGCUCUUCAAGAAAAGGAUAGAAGACAACAAGAGGAAGACGACAUUUUAAGAGAAAGAGAAGAAGAACGUAAAAGGCGACUCGAAGAAAGGCGACAAGAAGAAUUGGACAGAAAAAGAGAAAAAGAAGAAAGGGAAAAAGAAAAGGAACUUCAGAGACGAGAAAAACUGGAACGUGACAGGCAAAGAGAAGAGGAACGAGCGAGAGAAUUUGAAGAACGGGAAAGAGAAAGAGAAGAAUUAAGGCAACAACAACUUGAACUUGCGAAGCAACGGACAGAGCAACGAAAGAAAGACAGAGAAAGAAAGGAAGAGGAAAGGAGAAAACGACUGAAAGAUUUGGAGGAAGGAUACAGAAAUGAUUAUGAUAAUUAUCUGGAAAACGAGUCUCCUUCCAACAGUCCUGAUACUUUAAGAAAGAAGAAAAAGAAUAAUAAAAAGAGUAAAAAUGUAAGACCAAGAUACUUAGACCAUAUGAAGGACGAAACAGGAAAUCCAAAGAUUUAUAGACCCGUUAAACCGGCCCUUGAAGCAAACUUUUGGCGCCCAUUUGUAAAUUCUAAAAGGAAUGUUAACCAAAGUACAUAUAUAAUAGUUACUACCAACAAGUUCAACGACACUGCCAGAUGUGACUUUUCGGAUCAACCGGGAAUUUUCGUUUAUCAGACAAAACUCUCUGUUCGUAUUUGUACUAAAAUGGCCGGUGCACCUGACACGUGCACAUCACCAACGUAUAUUGCCAAUGGGCACGUAACGUAUGAUUCUCUUUCAAACGGUCCAAAAUGGGACGACGGAAUGGAUGUAAAAUACAAAUGUUUUAAAUAUUAUGGACUGGUAGGCUCUGACAAACUGACUUGUUCUGAUGGCGCAUGGAGUGGAACCAAACCAAAAUGUGAAUACAAUCAGGAAACUGAGAGAGCGCCUGUCGAAAGAAAAAUAGUGGCGAAUCUACAGAUGGAUAAAACAGUCCAAUGUAAAUUGAAUGGAAAUUCAGAAUCGUCAGCUCAUAGUCGAUCGAAAGGUGUAGAUAAAAAGCGACAAGGUAUUUGUGCCGGAUGUUGCAAUUCCGGCAAUAAAUCGAAAACCCAAAACGAAAGACAAAACAAACCUUCGAAACGUGACGAAUGUGAUGAUUCUGCAAAAGAAAGUGAUAAAUCUAAAAGUUCAGGAUGUUGCUCUUGUUGUUAUACCACAGCAAAACAUGACAAAUCUAAAAAAGUCAAUAAUUCUAAUACUCCAGAACCAGGGUCAAAAAGAAAGAGAUUUGGAAGUAAUGAACGAUCUACGGUACCUGAAGACAAGAAAACCGAUCAACCUAUCGUACAAUCAACUUCAAAUAUGUAUGCCGGUUAUUCUGGCAGUCCUGAACGUGACACUAAAACAAAAAAGAUUAAAGAAGAUAUAGAUUUACGGGAAGAGCAAGUUCGGCAAAAAGACAUAACAAAGCAUGAGCAAGAACAAGAUCUAAAACGACUUCAAGAUGAAAAAGCAAGACAAUUAAGAGAAGACGAAAAGAGAAGAAAGGAUGCAGAAGAUCAGUUGAGAAGAGAAAACGCCGACAGGCAGAAAAGAAAUGAAGAUGAAAUGAAAAAACAGAGAGCUGAUGCUGAGAAGGAACGUGAAAAUAAACAAAAUGCACAGCAACAAGACUUAGUUCGACAAAAGGAGCUAGAAAGGGAAAACGCUGAAAAGCAGAAGAAAUAUGAAGAAGAACUGAACAAACAAAGAGAAUUAGAAGAGCGUGAAAAAGAACUACAGAUACAACGACAAAAUGAAUCAGACAAACAAAAAGAACAAGAAAGGCUUGUUGAACAUAAACGAAAAUUAGAGGAAGAGAAAGAGAGGGAAAGAAAACGACAUCAAGACAUAGCUCGGCAGAAAGAACUUGAAAGGGAGAACGAAGAGAAAGAGAGGGAAAGAAAACGACUACAAGACAUAGCUCGGCAAAAAGAACUUGAAAGAGAGAACGAAGAGAAAGAGAUGGAAAGAAAACGACAACAAGACAUAGUUCGACAAAACGAACUGGAAAGGGAAAAAGAACUUAAAAGAAAGCUUGAAGAAACCGAAAGGGAGAAAGCUGAACAACAGAAGAAACAUGAAGAAGAACUGAACAAACAGAAAGGAACAAAGAAUCCUAAAGUUUACAAUCCUCUAAGAUUGCACAAACCAUCUAAGGCAUCAGCAAGGGAAGGGGAUAUAUCUGAUCGUUCAACGGAUACCAGCGAUUAUGUGCACCAUGAUGAGAAGAAAGAUAGAAAAAUACCAUUGCAGUUGAUAAAUUCAAAUGAUAAAUACAUGAGAGGGAUAAAUAAUGAUUCAAUAGGAAAAAAGGCCACGAACAAUCCACAUGUUUACCGGCCAUACAAAAUUGAAAAGCCGAAGUUUAACGAAAAAUAUUAG